Exophiala mesophila is the source of this 1318-nucleotide messenger RNA. RefSeq lists its product as uncharacterized. The transcript has 3 exons. The record is from RefSeq and is a predicted model, not a curated record. Bases 298 to 864 code for a protein of 188 amino acids. Gene Ontology annotation, cellular component: Golgi membrane. NCBI's taxonomy places the organism in Eukaryota, Fungi, Ascomycota, Eurotiomycetes, Chaetothyriales, Herpotrichiellaceae. Gene Ontology annotation, biological process: protein retention in ER lumen; retrograde vesicle-mediated transport, Golgi to endoplasmic reticulum.
AAUUCGUCCAGCGAAAAAGCACGACGUGGCUUCAACUUGCGCAUCUGGUUUACAAUCGCGUCCUGCUAGUCUAUCCCACACCGUCGUACUCAACUUAAAGUCGACCUCCAUCGCGACAAUCCUCCUCCCCCCUCCUUCUACCCUUAUCAGUUUGUUCGACUGUGUUACUUUCUUCCCUCAUAGAAAGUUCGAUCUCCACUUGCAACCUCGAGUGGCCGCAGCGAAAACAGUAGUCAACGCUUCUGCGGAUGAGCAAACCUGACAAAUUUCCUCAAUUUUCAUCAACCGACCUCAACCAUGGAUGGGCCUGAGCCUGAGUCGACUCCAUUUGAUGCCAUUACCACCCAGAGCAACAAAAUUGCCAGACAAUAUCAGACGUACCUCGACAAGUCAACGCCUUACACUGCCUACAGAUGGGCAGCUACUGGCACCCUCCUUUUCCUCUUUUUCCUAAGAAUCAUUUUCGCACAAGGCUGGUACAUUGUGGCGUAUUGCUUGGGUAUCUACCUGCUCAACCUCUUCCUCGCCUUUCUACAACCAAAGUUCGACCCUAGCUUAACUCAAGACGAAGGCUUGGAAGAUGGGGAAUCGGCUUUGCCCACCAAGCAGGACGACGAAUUUCGUCCAUUCAUCCGCAGGCUCCCAGAAUUCAAAUUCUGGCAUACCGCCACCAGGGCUGUGGCCAUCAGCUUUGUGUGUAGCUGGUUUGAAAUCUUCAACUUGCCAGUAUUCUGGCCAGUCCUUGUCAUGUACUGGUUGAUCUUGUUCGCUCUGACGAUGAGGCGCCAGAUCCAACAUAUGAUCAAAUAUCGAUACAUCCCCUUUUCGAUGGGCAAGGCCAAAUACUCGGGAAACAAAUCAUGAUAAUUUGACGUCACUUUGACUUCAUUCGGACAUGGGUUUGUCCAGCUAUGUGUCCGGCGGAGACCAGAAGACAUUGUGACACAAACGGGCAUGUCAUUUACGAAGGUGGGAUCCCUCCUUGUAUCAUGAUCCCGGAUUCCUAGUCUGGGCAUGUCGGACAGCGAUACUUGUAAUGAAUAGAUUUGAAUGAUUCCGCGCCUUACACCACCUUAUACACAUUCUCAGCAAGCUCAAAACACGGGACGACGAGUUGCUAGCCUGGCAAAUGUAUCUGACUGAACAGCGUAUCUCGUCAUCCAUCUUGUCCUGGGCAUGACGACUAUGAAUCAUCAUUGCCGCGUGGUCACCCUGCCUUCACCACAACCCCAUGAGUGCAUUGUUCUCCUCAGUAUCCAAAUUCAACCAAAAGGAGCGAAGACGUUCUUGAACGACGGAAACGAAGCAUCUAUCGGCG